GAGGAGGGGCUGGAGGGGGCGCGGCUUGCUCCCCGUCCCUCCCGGGCGCCGGGCCUCCCUCUCCGCCAGGCCCAAGGCUGGUGGCCGGCGGGGGUCGCGGCGGUGGCGGCGGCGCUGGCGGGCCGCGGGCGCGGGGGCCUGGCUCCGGCUCCGGGUGUUAGGAGACAAGAUGGCGGCGGCGCUGUGGAGGCUGGUCUCCUCCUCUCCUCCGCUCUCCUCCGCCCCGCCGCUCGCCGCCUCCUCGGUCUCCUCCUCCUCGUUAGCUGCCUCCUCCUCCUCCUGCAGCAGCCCUAGCGACCGCCGGAGCGCCGGCCCGCUCUCCCGGAGCUCCGGAGGGGGAUAGACGGGGCAGCUGCGGGCUCCAGCGACCGACCGAGGCCGAGCUGGGGCCGGGGCGGGGACGGCGGCGACGGCGGCGGCGGCGGCGGCGGCGCCGGGUGGGGAUGGGGUCGCAGACGCUGCAGAUCCUCCGGCAGGGGGUGUGGGCCGCGCUCAGCGGGGGCUGGUACUACGACCCGCACCAGGCCACCUUCGUGAACGCUCUGCACCUCUACCUGUGGCUCUUUCUGCUCGGCCUGCCCUUCACCCUGUACAUGGCUCUUCCUUCUUCAAUGAUUAUAGUAGCAGUUUAUUGUCCUGUGAUAGCUGCUGUUUUCAUUGUUCUGAAGAUGGUCAACUAUCGACUCCACAGAGCACUUGAUGCUGGAGAAGUUGUAGAUAGGAACGCAAAUGAGUUCCCAGAUCAGCGAGCCAAAGCUGAGCAAGGCAACUGUUCAUCUAGAAGAAAAGACAGUAAUGGACCGAGUGAUCCUGGUGGAGGGAUUGAAAUGUCUGAGUUCAUUCGAGAGGCCACACCCCCAGUUGGUUGCAGUUCAAGAAAUUCUUAUGCUGGCCUAGAUCCAAGCAACCAGAUUGGAUCUGGUUCCUCUCGUCUUGGGACAGCAGCAACUAUUAAAGGAGAUACAGACACUGCUAAGACUUCUGAUGAUAUCAGUUUAAGUCUGGGCCAGAGCUCUAGUCUUUGUAAGGAAGGAAGUGAAGAACAAGAUCUGGCAACUGAUCGGAAGCUCUUCCGUCUAGUCUCCAAUGAUUCCUUCAUCUCCAUUCAGCCUUCCUUAUCUUCCUGUGGACAGGACUUACCAAGGGACUUCAAUGACAAAGUGAGCUUGCCAAGUCACAGCCACCACCACCACAUUGAUCAGUCUCUGUCCAACGCCUGUGACACAGAAGUAGCUUCUCUCGUCCCUUUACAUUCACACUCUUACAGGAAAGAUCACCGGCCACGAGGUGUACCACGGACUUCUAGCUCUGCUGUGGCUUUUCCAGACACUUCACUGAAUGACUUCCCUCUCUAUCAGCAAAGACGGGGGUUAGAUCCAGUUAGUGAGUUAGAAUCUUCUAAGCCUCAUUCUGGAUCCAAAGAAUCCUUGGUGGAAAAUUCUUGUUUGUCUGGAGAAUUUCAGCUUGUUGGUGAGCUGAAAAACAGUAGUUCUCAGCCACCUACAAAAAGUGGGAAGAGCAAACCUUUGAAAGCAGACAAAAGCAUGGAUAGCCUGAGGAGCCUGAGCACACGGAGUAGUGGGUCGACAGAGAGCUAUUGCAGUGGAACGGACCGGGACACCAACAGUACUGUCAGUAGCUACAAAAGUGAGCAGACCAGCUCAACUCACAUAGAGAGCAUCUUGUCAGAGCAUGAGGAGUCUCCUAGAGUAGGAAAGAAAAGUGGUAGGAAGAGAGAGGGCUGUGCUGACCCAGAGGGCAAGAGCAGCUGUACCACUGACAAAAGGACUAGCAGUGAAAAGACUGCCUUGGAAGGAAGUACCAACAGUGGGGUUCAAGAGGCCAAGGAUUCCAAUACCUCCGAUGAUAUGCACAAUCAGAGAGAUCUCAGCACCUCUGCAUCUGAAGAAGCCAAUAAAAAUCCCCAUGCAAAUGAAUUCACGUCACAGGGGGACAGACCACUCGAGAAAACUGCCGAAAACAAAGAGGAGCAGAGUGAGAAGUCCGCUGUUUCAGUGGACUCAAAAGUUGCUAAAGACAGUGGUGGAAAGCAAAAGGAAGGGGAUGUACGACCUAAAUCGUCUAGCUUGAUCCACCGGACAGCCUCUGCCCAUAAAUCAGGCCGGAGACGGACAGGAAAAAAACGGGCCAGCAGUUUUGAUUCAAGUCGGCAUAGGGACUAUGUUUCCUUUCGAGGUGUUGCUGGUACAAAGCCACAUAGUGCUGUCUUCUGCCACGACGAGGACUCUAGCGACCAAAGCGACUUGAGCAGAGCAUCCAGUGUUCAGUCCGCCCACCAGUUCAGCAGUGAUAGCUCUUCUAGCACCACCCCUCAUUCAUGCCAGUCUCCCGAGGGCAGAUACAGUGCCCUCAAGACCAAACACGUCCCGAAAGAAAGGGGCACUGACUCUGAGCAUGCACACAAAGCCCAUCUGGGUCCUGAAGGAACAGGCAAAAAGCGGACAGCACGUCGGACUUCCAGCACAAACAGUGCCAAGACCCGGGCCCGGGUGUUGAGCCUGGACAGUGGCACGGUAGCGUGUUUGAAUGACUCCCAUAGGCUGAUGGCACCCGAGAGUAUAAAACCCUUAACCACUUCAAAAUCAGAUCUUGAGGCCAAAGAGGGAGAGGUGCUAGAUGAGCUAUCUUUAUUGGGCCGGGCUUCCCAGUUAGAGACAGUCACUCGGUCGAGGAAUAGCUUGCCAAGCCAGGUUGCAUUUCCUGAAGGCGAAGAGCAAGAUGCAGGCAGUGGAGCGGCGCAGGCCAGCGAGGAGACAGUGUCAUUCCGCCGUGAACGCAGCACAUUUAGGCGCCAGGCAGUGCGGCGCCGGCACAAUGCAGGGAGUAACCCUACCCCUCCCGCAUUGCUCAUCGGAUCACCCCUAAGCCUUCAAGAUGGUCAGCAAGGCCAGCAGUCCACAGCCCAGGUCAAAGUCCAGUCCCGCCCCCCUUCCCAGGCUGCAGUGCUCAGUGCUAGUGCGUCCUUGCUGGUGAGAAAUGGGAGUAUCCACUUAGAAGCCUCACAUGACAAUGCAUCUGCUGUAGGCGGCAGCAGUUUGCACGAUGAACUUGGUAAGUUCUCUUCUACGCUUUAUGAGACUGGUGGCUGUGAUAUGUCACUUGUGAAUUUUGAACCAGCAGCAAGAAGAGCAUCCAAUAUCUGUGACACGGAUUCUCAUGUAUCCAGUUCUACCUCAGUUCGAUUUUAUCCACAUGAUGUGCUCUCUCUUCCGCAGAUUCGAUUGAACAGACUAUUGACCAUCGAUACAGAUUUGUUGGAGCAACAAGACAUUGAUCUAAGCCCUGACUUGGCAGCUACUUACGGUCCAACAGAAGAAGCUGCUCAAAAGGUUAAACACUAUUAUCGCUUUUGGAUCUUACCCCAGCUAUGGAUCGGCAUUAACUUUGACAGACUCACGCUUUUGGCCCUGUUUGAUAGAAAUCGUGAGAUUCUGGAAAAUGUGUUAGCUGUCAUCCUGGCUAUUCUUGUGGCUUUUUUGGGAUCUAUUCUUCUCAUACAAGGCUUCUUCAGAGAUAUCUGGGUCUUCCAGUUCUGCCUAGUGAUAGCCAGCUGUCAAUACUCACUACUUAAGAGUGUUCAACCAGAUUCUUCUUCUCCCAGACAUGGCCAUAAUCGUAUCAUUGCCUACAGUAGACCAGUUUAUUUCUGUUUAUGUUGUGGUCUUAUUUGGCUCUUGGAUUAUGGUAGCAGAAACCUUACUACAACCAAGUUCAAAUUAUAUGGAAUAACUUUCACUAAUCCACUGGUGUUUAUAUCAGCCAGGGAUUUAGUUAUAGUGUUUACACUCUGUUUCCCAAUAGUAUUUUUCAUUGGUCUCCUGCCUCAGGUGAAUACAUUUGUAAUGUACCUUUGUGAGCAAUUGGAUAUUCAUAUCUUCGGUGGUAAUGCCACUACAAGCUUGCUUGCAGCACUUUACAGUUUUAUCUGUAGCAUUGUGGCAGUAGCCUUACUAUAUGGAUUGUGUUAUGGCGCUUUAAAGGAUUCUUGGGAUGGCCAGCAUAUUCCAGUACUUUUCUCCAUUUUUUGUGGUUUAUUAGUGGCAGUAUCCUAUCAUCUCAGCCGACAAAGCAGUGAUCCAUCUGUACUAUUCUCUUUGGUGCAAUCCAAGAUUUUUCCAAAAACAGAAGAGAAAAAUCCAGAAGACCCUCUGUCUGAAGUAAAAGAUCCACUGCCUGAAAAACUUAGAAAUUCUGUUAGUGAGCGUUUACAGUCUGACCUAGUAGUAUGCAUUGUAAUUGGUGUGCUAUAUUUUGCUAUUCAUGUAAGCACAGUGUUCACAGUAUUGCAGCCUGCUCUCAAGUAUGUAUUGUAUGCAUUGGUCGGCUUUGUGGGUUUUGUAACCCAUUAUGUGUUGCCUCAACUCAGAAAACAGCUACCAUGGCACUGCUUCUCCCACCCUCUGCUGAAGACAGUGGAGUACAAUCAGUACGAAGUUCGGAAUGCAGCCACUAUGAUGUGGUUUGAGAAACUUCAUGUGUGGCUUCUUUUUGUGGAGAAGAAUAUCAUCUAUCCAUUGAUUGUUCUCAGUGAACUUAGUAACAGUGCAGAGACAAUUGCUAGUCCAAAAAAACUGGAUACAGAAUUAGGUGCUUUAAUGAUCACCAUUGCUGGUCUGAAGUUGCUACGGUCCUCUUUUAGCAGCCCUACAUAUCAGUAUGUCACAGUCAUCUUUACUGUGCUGUUCUUCAAAAUUGACUAUGAAGCAUUUUCAGAGACCAUGCUGUUGGAUCUCUUCUUCAUGUCCAUACUCUUCAACAAGCUUUGGGAACUCCUUUAUAAAUUGCAGUUUGUAUACACUUACAUUGCCCCAUGGCAGAUUACAUGGGGCUCUGCUUUCCAUGCUUUUGCUCAGCCCUUUGCAGUGCCCCAUUCAGCCAUGUUGUUUGUUCAGGCUGCUGUAUCUGCCUUUUUUUCUACUCCACUAAAUCCCUUUCUGGGAAGUGCAAUAUUCAUCACUUCAUAUGUUCGACCUGUGAAAUUCUGGGAGAGAGACUAUAACACAAAACGGGUGGAUCAUUCAAAUACCAGAUUGGCUUCCCAGCUUGAUAGAAAUCCAGGAUCAGAUGACAACAAUCUGAAUUCCAUCUUUUAUGAACAUUUAACCAGAUCCCUACAACACAGUCUCUGUGGUGAUUUGCUCCUAGGACGAUGGGGAAACUACAGUACAGGGGACUGUUUCAUUCUUGCCUCUGACUACCUCAAUGCAUUAGUACACCUUAUAGAGAUAGGCAAUGGGUUGGUCACUUUCCAGCUGCGGGGACUUGAAUUCAGAGGUACUUACUGUCAACAACGGGAAGUGGAGGCCAUUACUGAAGGCGUUGAAGAAGAUGAAGGAUUUUGCUGUUGUGAACCUGGCCAUAUUCCUCAUGUGCUUUCAUUUAAUGCUGCAUUUAGCCAGCGCUGGCUAGCUUGGGAAGUGAUAGUCACUAAGUAUAUUCUGGAGGGUUAUAGUAUCACUGACAAUAGUGCUGCCUCUAUGCUUCAAGUCUUUGAUCUUCGGAAAGUCCUCACCACUUACUAUGUCAAGGGUAUCAUUUACUAUGUUACAACUUCUUCUAAACUGGAGGAGUGGCUAGCGAAUGAAACAAUGCAGGAAGGACUACGUCUGUGUGCAGAUCGAAAUUAUGUUGAUGUGGACCCAACAUUUAAUCCAAACACUGAUGAAGACUAUGACCAUCGACUGGCUGGCAUAUCCAGGGAGAGUUUCUGUGUGAUUUACCUCAACUGGAUAGAGUAUUGCUCUUCCCGAAGAGCGAAGCCACUGGAUGUUGACAAAGAUUCAUCUCUGGUGACUCUUUGUUACGGACUUUGCGUUCUGGGACGGAGAGCUUUGGGGACCGCAUCCCACCAUAUGUCCAGUAAUUUAGAGUCAUUCCUCUAUGGAUUGCAUGCCCUAUUUAAGGGAGAUUUCCGUAUUUCUUCAAUUCGAGAUGAAUGGAUCUUCGCUGACAUGGAAUUGCUAAGGAAAGUUGUAGUCCCGGGAAUCCGCAUGUCCAUUAAACUUCAUCAGGAUCAUUUCACUUCUCCAGAUGAGUAUGAUGACCCUACUGUGCUCUAUGAAGCCAUUGUGUCUCAUGAAAAGAAUCUCGUAAUAGCUCAUGAAGGGGACCCUGCAUGGCGGAGUGCAGUCCUUGCCAACUCUCCCUCCCUUCUCGCUCUGCGGCAUGUCAUGGAUGAUGGCACCAAUGAAUAUAAGAUCAUCAUGCUGAAUAGACGCUACCUGAGCUUCAGGGUCAUUAAGGUUAAUAAGGAAUGCGUCCGAGGUCUUUGGGCAGGACAACAGCAAGAGCUUGUUUUUCUACGUAACCGUAACCCAGAGAGAGGUAGCAUCCAAAAUGCAAAACAAGCUCUGAGAAACAUGAUAAACUCAUCUUGUGAUCAGCCUAUUGGCUACCCAAUCUUUGUCUCACCCCUGACAACUUCUUACUCUGACAGCCAUGAACAGCUUAAAGAAAUCCUUGGGGGACCUAUCAGUUUGGGAAAUAUCAGAAACUUCAUAGUGUCAACCUGGCACAGGUUAAGGAAAGGGUGUGGGGCUGGCUGUAACAGCGGUGGCAAUAUUGAAGAUGCGGACACUGGAGGUGGGAUGUCCUGCACCAGCAACAAUGCCACGAGUGCCAGUGACCCCCAUAGCAAUGUGUCCCAGGGAAGCACUGGAAAUCCAGCGCCAGGGUCGGGAGCAGGACUCCAUCCACCGGUCACAUCUUAUCCUCCAGCAUUAGGCACUAGCCACAGCUCCCACUCGGUACAGUCAAGCCUGGUCAGACAGUCCCCUGCUCGCGCCUCAGUGGCCAGCCAGUCUUCUUACUGCUACAGCAGCCGGCACUCAUCGCUCCGGAUGUCCACCACGGGAUUUGUGCCUUGUCGGCGCUCUUCCACGAGUCAGAUAUCACUUCGAAACUUACCGUCCUCCAUCCAGUCCCGCCUCUCUAUGGUGAACCAGAUGGAGCCCUCCGGUCAGAGCGGCAUGGCCUGUGUGCAGCAUGGCCUGCCUUCUUCCAGCAGCUCCAGCCAGAGCAUCCCAGCCUGCAAACAUCACACUCUCGUGGGCUUUCUUGGGACAGAGGGAGGUCAGAGCAGUGCCGCUGACGCCCAGCCAGGCAACACCUUAAGUCCUGCCAAUAAUUCACACACCAAAAGGGGGGAUGUGAUUUACCGAGUCCAAAUUGUCGAUCCCAGUCAGAUUCUGGAUGGGAUCAAUCUGUCAAAAAGGAAAGAGCUGCAGUGGCCUGAGGAGUCUAUUCGGUUAAAAGCUGGGAGAAACAGCUGGAAAGACUGGAGUCCUCAGGAGGGCAUGGAAGGCCAUGUGAUUCACCGAUGGGUGCCUUGCAGCAGAGAUCCAGGUACUAGAUCCCACAUCGACAAGACAGUACUUCUGGUCCAGAUUGAUGAUAAAUAUGUGACUGUCAUUGAAACGGGGGUACUAGAACUUGGGGCUGAAGUGUGAGCCAGUGUUUUAUAACUACGUUUCUUUGCCCUCUCCAUUCCAAGACAUUGGAAAAAGAGAGGAGAGCGUGGAAGAUGCCUGCAGGUAUUCCUUUGCUCCUGUAUGGGAGAGACUUGGACGGAGAGCGGGCUUGGUUAAGCGCCUCUCCUUCGCCCUUCACCCUGACUCCUGUCACUGUCUCCAUCCCCAAAUAAAGCUGAAAUAUUUUUUUAAGUUAGCUGCCGAGAAAACAUUUUGCAUGAAGGAUAAAGUUCUGUUAAAAAUACAUCCUUAAAAAAA
Odobenus rosmarus divergens (Pacific walrus) is the source of this 7748-nucleotide messenger RNA. RefSeq names its product pecanex homolog (Drosophila) (gene PCNX1). Bases 444 to 7469 code for a protein of 2341 amino acids. The record is from RefSeq and is a predicted model, not a curated record. The transcript is spliced from 36 exons. Gene Ontology annotation, cellular component: membrane. NCBI's taxonomy places the organism in Eukaryota, Metazoa, Chordata, Mammalia, Carnivora, Odobenidae.